AUGCCUUCGUUGGACGAUCAACUGUUGAAUAGCGAUUCCGACGAUGGGUUCAAUGAAGACAUGGAAGCUUUGAAGCGAGCUUUUCAGUUAACCGGCACAAACCCUGACGACCACAAAGGAUCGCUCUCUAAGGCAUCCCAUUCCGCCGGCGGCGGCGAUGUUUUAUUAGAGUCUGAUUCGGAUGACGAUGAUCGGGAGGAUGACAUUGAAUUGGUGCGGAAUAUUCAGAAACGAUUUUCGGAUUCGAUAGAGGCUGAGCAGCCUCUGACCCUGAAACCUCUGUUGACGCUACCGCCACUUGGGUUGGAUAGUGAUGAUGGUGAUGAUGGUGAUUUUGAGACCCUACGUGCCAUCCAACGGCGUUUCAUGGCCUAUGAUGAUGGUGCCCUAAAAGAAAGUGUGGAGAAUGUUUUGUAUAUACCUGAGCAGGUGGGCGCUACUGUCAUAGAUUCGGAAAAGGAAACUUCGAAUAAUUUGAUUGAUAAGAGAACUAAUGCACAGGAAGGGUUUUCCAAUUGUGUAGAUACAAAAGAAGCUGCUGCCCAGCUGACAGAAGCAUGUGAUGAUGAAAGUGUUGUUGGUGCACGGCCUUCUAACUUAAUUGAGUGGAAUGGGCCGAGAUCUAAUGAUGUUGUUGGGUUGCCAGUUAAAAAUUCUGAUUUCCCGAGUUCAGCACUGGCAUUUGUUGACGCCAUUAAGAAAAACAGAUCUUGUCAAAAACUUAUACGAAGUAAGCUGGGGGAGAUAGAAGCAAGGAUUGAAGAAAUUAAAAGGCUGAAGGAUCGUGUCAAAAUCUUGAAAGACUUUCAGGUUGCAUGUAGAAAGCGAACUGGGCGAGCUUUUUCUCAAAAGAAGGAUGCUCGUGUGCAGUUAAUAUCAGUGCCAAAGCUAAGAGGAAAUACAAAGUUCAAUGAGAAGAAGAUCUCUGCCACAUACAAGGGACCACCGGAGAAUUUACAUGUCGCUAAAUAUAAAGAGGCAUUGACAAACUUUCCAGUCUCAGUGAAUCGGGAGAACUGGUCAAAGAAAGAAAGAGAGAAUCUCAUGAAAGGCGUGAAACAACAAUUCCAAAAAAUGCUGCUUCAGCAAUCCAUCGAUCUGUUGAGUGAUGGAGAUGUAUCUUCUGGAGAUUCAAAUAAUGUUGAUAGCAUUGUUGCAUCAAUAAAAGAUCUUGAUAUAACCCCUGAGAUAAUGAGAUCAUUCCUGCCCAAGGUCAAUUGGGAACAACUGGCUUUCAUGUAUGUUCCUUGCCACACUGGUGUAGAAUGUCAAGCAAGGUGGCUGAACUUUGAAGACCCUUUAAUCAAUGGACAUCCAUGGACUACAAUGGAGGAUAAGAAUCUUUUGCAUAAUAUCCAGCAGAAGGGGCUAAGUAACUGGAUAGAUAUUGCCGUUUCACUGGGAACAAAUAGGACCCCUUUUCAAUGCUUAGCACGCUAUCAAAGGAGUCUUAAUGCUUCAAUUCUCAAGAGGGAGUGGACGGAGGAGGAAGAUAAUCAACUCCGUGCUGCUGUAGAAAAUUUUGGUGAGAGUAAUUGGCAACAAGUUGCUUCCCUGAUCGAAGGACGGACAGGUACCCAGUGCUCUAAUAGAUGGAUGAAAACACUUCAUCCAACCAGGAAAAAGGUUGGAAGAUGGACUGAAGAUGAAGACAAACGCUUGAAAGUCGCGGUAACAUUUUUUGGGCCAAAAACAUGGAAGAAAGUAGCUCAGUUUGUGUCUGGACGGACACAGGCGCAGUGCAGAGAAAGAUGGGUCAAUUGCUUAGAUCCUUCUUUGAAUCUGGCUGCAUGGACUGAGGAAGAGGAUUCAAAGUUGGAAGCAGCCAUUUUAGAACAUGGAUAUUACUGGUCAAAAGUUGCUGCAUGUGUUCCUCCACGUACUGAUAAUCAGUGUCGUAGGAGAUGGAAGGUGCUGUUUCCACAUGAAGUGCCUCAGCUUCAAGCAGCUAGAAAGAUACAAAGGGUUGCACUUAUUUCCAAUUUUGUAGAUAGGGAGUCAGAGCGACCUGCCCUUGGACCUAAUGACUUUGUUCCUUUGCCAAAUUGUAUCACUGAAUCCAAAAAAGUUGACCCUCCUAGUAGAAAAAGAAGAAGAUCAAGGCGAGGAAAGAAUUGUACUGAAAAAAAUGCUUCUGGUGAGAUCUCUCCAGAAGAAGUUACAAGGUUAACAAAUGGGGAUGAGAUUGAGAAUGUGCACGGCAGACCUUUCCCAAGGAAGAAAAGGAGCAAGAGGUUUCAUUCAGUUAAGGGAAAAAGAUGGAUGUCUCAACCUUCGGAGGAUUUUGAAGGUUCUAAUCCGACAGAAGAAGAUCCAUCACCUCUUACUGAUCCAAAUAUAUUGAUGAUAACCAUGGGUGAUGAGUUAGUUGAUGUUGGUGGGGAAGAUGCUAUUGAGAUUAACAAGACUUCUAAACUACGUCCAAGAAGGAGAUGUAAUGAAUCCCAUGAGGAAGUGCCAGAGACUUUGAGUACGGUGCAUACUAUUGUUGAAGAUGCAAACUUAUUGAAGACGAAAAAGAUAACCAAUGAUAAGAGCAAAGGCACUGACGAUGCAAAUGGGGAUGGUAGCGAGAAACGUAAUAAGCAUUUCAGGAGCAAUUUUUGCACUGAAGUAACAGGAGAUGAUGAAGAUCUUUUAGUAUCUUCUGGACGGGACAAUGAGUUGCGACAUGUAGAGAAUUCAGAAAUGCAAUCCGAGGAGUGUUUAGUACAAGGAAAAUGUUCAACACCUGUCAUUAUGGAAAGUGGGAAUUACAUGACAUCUAGUUUUCGCUCACAGGAGAAACUGAAAAGGUCCAAGGAUAAACGAGCUCCCUCUGAUAAAUUGUCCAAAACAGUAGAAUAUGAAGCCGCCCUUGCUUCUUUCCCUGUACAAUCAGGUUCUGAGGAAAAACAUUUUUCUUCAACAAAGAUGGAUGAAUCUCUCAGGAAGCAGGACCAAAUUUUUGAGGUACAGAACAGCUCGAAUGGGCCUGGUCUACUCUACACUUACCAGCGAAAGAGACGAAGAGCCAGAGAUGAAACUUGUUCCCGUCAGAUAUUGGAAGUAGAAAUCAGAGAUGAAACUUGUCCAAAUAAGACAGUAGAACUAGAAGCCGAAGAUGACAUGCUUCUUGCUGUUUUCUACAAUGAACGAAGGAAGAUGAGGAGAGUUGCAGCUACCUAG
Molecule: messenger RNA, 3168 nt
Organism: Fraxinus pennsylvanica
Lineage: Eukaryota; Viridiplantae; Streptophyta; Magnoliopsida; Lamiales; Oleaceae
Source: the annotation of a GenBank genome assembly